UUCACUCCAAGGAAGGCAAUGCUCAGAGGUCACCCGAGGAGCAGCUGAGGUCCUUAAUAGUGUGUAAAUACGCACACACACUCACACACACACACGUGUGAGGGGAGCCCGGAGAGAGUCAAGAUCCCCCGGCCUAGGGUGCAGCACACACUCCGGCCCCCGCCGACCCCCCCCCGACCCCACCAUGUCCCACCACAGAGAGGAGGACCUGAUCGGGAUCCCCUUCCCCAACCACAGCAGCGACAUCCUGUGCAGCCUGAACGAGCAGCGCCGGGACGGCCUGUUCUGCGACGUGGUGCUGAUCGUCCGCGACCAGGAGUACCAGACGCACCGCUCCGUCCUGGCCGCCUGCAGCCAGUACUUCAAGAAGCUCUUCACCGUGGCGACCGCCUCCGACAACCACAGCAACCACGGGGAUCAUCGACAGCAGCAGCCGCAGACGGCGGCCGCGUACGAGAUUGACUUUGUGGGCGCCGAGUCGCUGACGGCCAUCUUGGAGUUCGCCUACACCUCCACGCUGACGGUGACGGCGUCCAACGUCAAGGAGAUCCUGAACGCCGCCCGCCUGCUGGAGAUCCCGUGCAUCAUCAACGUGUGUCUGGAGAUCAUGGACACGGGAGGAGGGAGGGAAGGAGGAGGAGGAGGUGAAGGAGGAGAGGAGGAGGAGGAGGACAUGGAGGACGACGAGGACGAGGAGGAGGAGGACGACGAGGAAGAGGAGGACGAGGAGGACGGGUCGAGGAAGGAGGAGGACGAGGAGGGAGGCAGCGAGAGGUCGACGCGGUCGCCGGAGAGCCGGGGCGAAGGGACGCCGCGCGGGAGGGAGGAGUCCCCGCCCCCGAGCACGUCGCAGUACCACCGCCACCUCCACUACCGCAACAACAGCAACAACAACAGCAGCUAUGAGCUGCACGCCAACAGCAGGCAGUCACAGUCGCCGGACAACAUGAGAGGAAAACAGGAGAGCACCGAGAGCCGCGCCCUGAAGGACUUCUCCAUCAAGUCCCUCCUGCAAGACGGCCUGUACCCGCGCAUCGCCUCCGCCCUGGACAAGAGACAGGCCACCUUCUCCCCGCUCCUGCCCAGCUUCUACCCCUCCAUGUGGGCCGCCGAGAUCUCCGGCUUCCCCCAGCAGCUGCUGGAGCCCGGGCGACACCACCACCACCACCACCUCCACCACCACAACCGCCACCUCCACCAGCAGCCACACCCGCACCCCCACAACGGAGGCCCACCCCGGGGCAGACACUACCCCCCCGGGUCCUCGGCGGCCCCCCAGCUGGAGAGCUCCAGGCCCCUGGACCUGGCUGUGAAGAGGGAGGUGAUCAAGGAGGAGGUGAAGGAGGAAGUGACGCACAGUGGCGCCGGCUUGCUUCACGGUGACUUCCUGAACGAGCUGGUGGGCUCCGGCCUCGUGGGGGGUCUGGGGGGUUCUGAGACCCCCGGCGUGAACGGCGGUGGCGGUAGCGGGAGCGUCGCCGGGGGAACGCCGUCCCUGGAAGGCCACGUCCCGCUGGGCCAGAUCAAAGACGAGGCCGACUUCCGCUCGUACCUGAGCUUCCUCAGCUCGGCCUCCCACCUGGGGGCGCUGUUCCCCCCCUGGCAGCUGGAGGAGGAGCGCAAGAUGAAGCCCAAGGCUGCCCAGCAGUGUCCCAUCUGCAACAAGGUGAUCCAGGGCGCGGGGAAGCUGCCCCGGCACAUGAGAACGCACACGGGGGAGAAGCCCUACAUGUGCACCAUCUGCGAGGUCCGCUUCACCAGACAGGACAAGCUGAAGAUCCACAUGCGCAAGCACACGGGCGAGAGGCCCUACAUGUGCCUCCACUGCAACUCCAAGUUCGUCCACAACUAUGACCUGAAGAACCACCUGCGCAUCCACACGGGCGUGAGGCCCUACCAGUGCGAGCACUGCUACAAGAGCUUCACGCGCUCCGACCACCUCCACCGCCACAUCAAGAGACAGAGCUGCCGCGUGUCCCGCCCACGCCGGGGCCGCAGGCCCGCCGCCUGGAGGGCCACUCCAGGGAGCGUCAGCAACAACAGCAACAACUUCCUGUGUCAACCGGCUGCCGUGGCGACGACGACGACGACGUCGACGACGACGACGGGCGUGAUGUCAAACCGGACCUUGGAGGAGAACGGCUUGUUGCUGGGCUCGCCCUACGCGGGGGUCAAGGCUCUCGGCGGUCUGGCGGGCGUGAAGGGUUUGAUGGCGAACAGGGGCAGGGACAAGGUGCUGAGCCGCUCGGGGUUCUACGCCCCGCCCCCCGACCCGUGGACCGUGCGGCUGGAGCGGCCGCCGCCCGUGCCCGAGCCUGCAAACUGA
This is a messenger RNA of Gadus chalcogrammus (walleye pollock), 2326 nucleotides long. RefSeq names its product zinc finger and BTB domain-containing protein 7C. Gene Ontology annotation, biological process: regulation of transcription by RNA polymerase II. The transcript is spliced from 6 exons. Lineage: Eukaryota; Metazoa; Chordata; Actinopteri; Gadiformes; Gadidae. The record is from RefSeq and is a predicted model, not a curated record. Gene Ontology annotation, molecular function: DNA-binding transcription factor activity, RNA polymerase II-specific; RNA polymerase II cis-regulatory region sequence-specific DNA binding; protein binding. The coding region runs from base 185 to 2326 and encodes 713 amino acids.